Cylindrotheca closterium is the source of this 1680-nucleotide messenger RNA. Lineage: Eukaryota; Bacillariophyta; Bacillariophyceae; Bacillariales; Bacillariaceae. The record is from the annotation of a GenBank genome assembly.
AUGCGACAAAUAUUAUCGCUACUCUUAGUGCAGCUCCUUCUUGGGCAGACUGUACUCACCCAAGCCGCCAACACCACCGUUAUUGGCGCUAUUCCAACUCAAGCGCCAGUGACAUCAACCGAGACUACUAGUACUACGAAACCGGAUUUCGUAAGCUUCCUCAACACUCCAGUCCCAUCAGCCUCAACAACAUCUCCAACAAAGGCAUCACCACCAACACCUACACCAUCUGUAUCGACAACAGCUCCUACAAUGUCACCAACAAAGUCACCAACCAUGGCUCCAACAACCUCAGAGCCAACGAUCGCGCCUACGACAAAGAAUCCUACCAUCUCCCCUUCUCUAGAACCGACUCCUAAGCCUUCCUCUCAUCCAACGAUUGAGCCCACCGCUAUGCCAUCGAAAAGUCCAACUUCGUUGCCUUCUUCUUCCCCGUCUGCAAUGCCCUCACAGUUUCCAAGAUCUCCUGUGACCGGGCGGGCGGAACUCAUGUUCCGUUCUGUUUCUGGUCUCUUGGUUGGAGAUACAGAGGAAUCAUUUGUUGAAAAUACCAUUGCUUUCUUGACAGAGAACAUGCCGGAAGUAGAAGCAAUCUCGGUUGAUAUUGAAAGGCAAGCGAGGCAAUUCCAGAAUCGUCGAUCUUUGAGAGAAGAAGCCCUUUUUAUCGACAUUCGAGUCAGGGCCUCACAUAUUGUUAAGUCCGAUGACAUGUUCAACUUUGAUGUAAAUCUUAUGUCCGUCUUUGCGUCGGAAGAAAAAGAAUAUGUUGAGGCGUUGAAAAACACUGGUGAUCCUUAUUUCAGUUCGCUUGAUACUAUCAUCUUGCCAGAUACCGCUGCACCAACUGCCGUUCCAUCUAGUGCUCCUUCCCUCUCGCCAAUUGAAGAUGCAUCGUUGCCUCAGGAGUACCUCAUAGCUAUCAUCGCCGGCGCAGCUUUCUUCGUUCUUGUUCUUUUGGCAUUGAUCUACAGAUUCACUUGCUCCAAGAAGGGAAAAGGAGUCCAAAAUAAGGCUCCUUCGAAUAGCUUUUUCGCCUCGAAGAAACAGCAGUAUUCGAAUCAAGAUGCAGGUGCAGGUAGUGACCUUGAGUCUCACCAAGGCCUGGAAAGUCCGAGUGCACCUAGUGAUCAGAGCUCAUACUACGGAGGAAGCAUCAUGCAAGCAUCAACACAAAUGGAUUCUAACUCAUACUCUUACAGUCUCGAUCCGGGUCUCCCUUCAAGUGUGAUUAGUGGAAAGACGAGUGGCUCUAACGGAAACGCUGUACCUAUGGAAAUCCCCCAGAUUGAUCUACCAGCAAGUGCCGACCAAGCAAUGUUGCGUGAUUCAGGAAUAGAGCUAACCGCAAGCGACCUCCAGCUGACUGAUUCAGAGCUUGCGAUGCUACCUUCUAACCUAGGAAGAAGUGCCGAUAGCGCGGCAAGCAGCAAGAGGCAACGACGGGUUGUCAAGGCACCUCCUGGAAAGCUUGGCAUCAUUAUUGAUACCACUGUUGAAGGGCCUGUAGUGCAUCAAAUCAAUCCAGGUAGUGCAUUGGAAGGUCAAUUACAACCUGGUGAUAUUAUUAUAUCUAUUGACGAUGUUGACACUCGUGCGAUGUCUGCGUCCGCAAUCACUGACCUCAUGAUUCAAACAGCAAAGCAAUAUCGCAGUCUCACUGUUGUUUCCAAUCCAAAUUAG